GCCGAAAGUUCGGUCGUAUGAGUAUUUUCACGGAAUAAGAUUAUAAGCGAUUCCCAAAAUGACGAUUAUACCCUUGUAAUCCAUUGAAUAUUACGAUUUCCCACCACCGCCGUCGCAAAAAGCAAUCAUCAACGGCCGGAGAAGGACCUCCGUCGUUACCCGCUGUGAUUAAGUAAAACUUCCACGGUCGACGACGUAGAACAUGGUUGAAAGAGCUCGAAGUUUCAGAUUCUUCCGAAGGAUUCAGAUGGUACAACUAUAUAUGGAUCAUGAUAAAUCUCAGUGUCACACCAAUCCCAUCAGACGGCUGCUGCUUAUUCAAUGGACUUUGCCGCCGUGAAAACCCCGGAAGAACCUCAAUUUCACAAGCUUUACUUCAACAGUUUGGUAGAGAGAGAAAGGCAUGUUAAAACUACUAGAGUGGAGGUUAUAAUCUGCGACCCAGAGGAUAAUAUGGUGUUUAAGACUACUAAUCCACCGCUACAGAAUCUUCUUCCCUACAUGACUUCCAUGGAAGCUGAUAUUAGAGCUUUGAUGCUUGGUUUAACCGAAGCCACGUUUCUGGGGAUCACUCGCAUCUCUAUAUACUGCCGCCCUCGUCAUCCCAUUUUCGAAUACCUAUUGGAAAUAUCUGAACCCGAGGAGAAAAAGAUUGCUUUGCUAAUGGAUGAUGUGAAACUUAUCAGAAAGCUGUUCAGGUCUAGCAAUCUCGUCAUGAUGCUUGAAGAAGAUGUUAAAUUCGUCUCCAGACUCGUUGCUGCUGAGACUUGCAUUAUCUGUUUCGACCACUUCCCCUCUCAUCUCAUGUUUUCAGCUUGUGAAUACGGUCAUAGAUUUUGCUUAACUUGUGCGAAAUCACAUAUAGAGGUGAAGCUUCUUGAUCGAGAGAUACCAGAUUGUCCUCAGCAUCGCUGCAGGUCUCAGCUGUCUCUGGUUAGAUUUCGCGGGAUCUUGACUAAAAUGCAGAGUUUUAUGUGGACUCAGAUAAUUAGAGAGAAUUCAAUUCCUAUUGGACACAGAGUUUAUUGUCCACACCAAAGCUGUUCGUAUGUUAUGUCCAAAACCGAGUUUUCUGCAUCUUCUGAAUGUCGACGUAGGGCAUGCUUCAAAUGUGGUGGUUCUUUCUGUAUCGACUGCAGAGUUCCAUGGCACAAUACGCUAUCCUGCACCGAGUACAGGAUACUGCAUCCUCAGAAUGAUGAUGAAAAGCUAAUAUCUCUAGCUAAAUAUAAAAAGUGGCGUCAAUGUGGCUACACAUGGUUGAACGUUCUUUUGGAUGCAACUACAUGGUUUGCAGGUGUGGAAAUGUUUUUUGCUACGGGUGUGGAGGCAGCUGGAGUAGCAGCUACGAUCAUAGUCAUUGCAGUAUGCACUACUUAUUCGACGAUGUUGUACUAAUUACCGGAAAAUUUGUUGUACUUGUGGUGUGCCUUGGUUUAGUAAUUUAUUGUUUUACAAGGAAAUAAAAUUCAUGAAGUUCGUGUGAUCCAAUAACAAACCCAAUAGCCCAAAGGAGUAAUUUCUACAGAUA
Capsella rubella is the source of this 1531-nucleotide messenger RNA. RefSeq lists its product as uncharacterized. Bases 322 to 1398 code for a protein of 358 amino acids. Gene Ontology annotation, biological process: positive regulation of proteasomal ubiquitin-dependent protein catabolic process; protein polyubiquitination; ubiquitin-dependent protein catabolic process. Gene Ontology annotation, molecular function: zinc ion binding; nucleic acid binding; ubiquitin conjugating enzyme binding. NCBI's taxonomy places the organism in Eukaryota, Viridiplantae, Streptophyta, Magnoliopsida, Brassicales, Brassicaceae. The record is from RefSeq and is a predicted model, not a curated record. The transcript has 4 exons. Gene Ontology annotation, cellular component: cytoplasm; ubiquitin ligase complex.